AUGUCGACAAACACCGAGGCAGCUCCAUUAUCGCUACAAUACGACAUACCGCGCGAACUGCGAGACAUGAUAUGGGAGUUCGCGGUAGUGGAAGACAUCACCAUCCCUCUGGGUUCUCGCAUCGUCGAGCCCGGGUUGUUGCUCGUUAGCAAGCAGGUCCGUGAAGAGGCCGUGUCAAUUUUCUACAAGAAGUCCACGUUCGCCAUUGAGGUAUCAGACUGUAAGUACACUACCCUUAGCCGCACUCUCUCACGUCUUGAACGGCAGACCACCAACCGUAUGACGAACGUCCGUACAUACGUGCUGUCGAAGAAGCCUCACUGGCCAAACCUGCUCGACAGCUUGAAGUUCGUGCACGCGCGCCUGAAUGGGAUUUUUCGGUUCACUUGGGUUGGUCAGCCAAUUGCGGGCACGAAGCCGUAG
Messenger RNA from Saxophila tyrrhenica, 423 nucleotides. RefSeq lists its product as uncharacterized. The transcript is spliced from 2 exons. The record is from RefSeq and is a predicted model, not a curated record. NCBI's taxonomy places the organism in Eukaryota, Fungi, Ascomycota, Dothideomycetes, Mycosphaerellales, Extremaceae. Bases 1 to 423 code for a protein of 140 amino acids.